UCUGUCUUGCCUUAUACUAUUCGCUCUUGCCACAGAACAAUUCACUGGCUGUUUUCCUUCUCCUGCAAUCAUGAGGAUCACCUUGGUGAUUGUCGCUACGGCGAUGCUCUUCCUGACUUGCACGCAUGGAGACAUACAACCUCAGAAAAACUUUGAUGCUAAAAGGUUUGCAGGGAAAUGGUAUCGCGUUGGACUGGCCUAUGAUGCUCCAAGCUUUGUGCCAUAUAGAAGCAGAUUGACUAUCUCAAUGGGAAUUGUGGAACCACUGCCCAAUGGAAACGUCAACAUGACAAUGUGGAGAAUCAUGUCGUCUGGCUGCAAGAGUAAGCUGUACGUGUAUGAGAAGACUGCCGUACCUGGCGUGUUCACCUACUACAGCACACGCCACAAAAGAGUGAAGGACAUCACUGUGGUGGAGACCAACUAUAGUGAAUAUGCCCUGGUUUUAAAACACAAGAAGAUGAACAGGGAAUACACACAGGUGUCUCUCUACGGUCGUACACAGAGGUUAAGAGCAGAGUUAAUUGAAAAGUUUCGUGAGUUCGCCCAGUCACGUGGUUUUCCCAAGGAAUCCAUCAUGACCCCCCCACCUGCAGAAAACUGUCCACCUUCAGGGCGCUAGUGCCUGGACUUCUGCUGAGCACCAUGAAUACCAGCUGUGCCCCCAGCAUCAACCCAUUGCACUUACGCUCGCUCACACACACACACACACACACACACACAGAUGUGUUUGCAGGGUGUCACAGCACUUUCUCACAUUUUUCUAUGCACCACUUAUACACAGUGUUUACUGUUCAGACUCCCUAUGAAACCCUAUGGUAUUUACUAAUAACUUCAGACACACACUUACACAUACUGCCUCUGCCAAUCUGUUUGUUCUGGAUUUAUCUGCUUUGAUUAAAUGAUUUGAUUUUUUUC
This is a messenger RNA of Chanos chanos (milkfish), 918 nucleotides long. It is a transcript of the gene ptgdsa, whose product is annotated as prostaglandin D2 synthase a. The transcript is spliced from 7 exons. The record is from RefSeq and is a predicted model, not a curated record. The coding region runs from base 71 to 622 and encodes 183 amino acids. Gene Ontology annotation, molecular function: small molecule binding. Lineage: Eukaryota; Metazoa; Chordata; Actinopteri; Gonorynchiformes; Chanidae.